UGCACAUCAGCCAGGGGCUAUGCUGCUGCGGUCGCUGCGUAGUUGGGCUGCCCGGUCGCUGCGUAGCGUGGGCCCGGGGAGCUCCGGGAGCCCCGGGAGCCUCGAUUCCGGCGCCGGGCCGCUGUGGGCACCUCGCCGCGCCUGGCCUCCGGAUAAAGAUAGAGAAAAUGAUAAGGAGAAAAAAGCAGUGGUUUGUAUUGAGGGCAAUAUUGCAAGUGGGAAGACGACAUGCCUGGAGUUCUUCUCCAAUACAACAGACGUCGAGGUGUUAAUGGAGCCUGUGCUCAAGUGGAGAAAUGUCCAUGGCCAUAACCCUCUGAGCCUCAUGUACCAUGAUGCCAGCCGAUGGGGCCUCACACUGCAGACGUACGUGCAGCUCACCAUGCUGGACCAGCACACGCGCCCUCAGAUGUCACCUGUACGGUUGAUGGAAAGGUCAAUUUACAGCGCAAGAUACAUUUUUGUAGAAAACCUGUAUAGAAGUGGGAAGAUGCCCGAGGUUGACUAUGCGAUUCUGUCUGAGUGGUUUGACUGGAUCGUCAGGAACAUUGAUGUCUCUGUUGAUCUGAUAGUUUAUCUGCGAACCACUCCCGAAAUCUGCUACCAGAGAUUAAAGAUGAGGUGCCGGGAAGAGGAGAAAGUCAUUCCGAUGGAAUACCUCCAUGCUAUUCACCGCCUCUAUGAGGAGUGGCUGGUCAACGGGAGCCUCUUCCCAGCUGCAGCCCCUGUUCUGGUGAUUGAGGCUGACCACAACUUGGAGAAAAUGUUAGAACUCUUUGAACAAAACCGGGCCCGGAUAUUAACUCCAGAGAACUGGAAGCAUGGACCCUAGGACUGAGUGAUCUACAAGACAGCACCAGUAACAACCCAGCCAGGGCCAGGUUAGCUGCUAGGAGCAUUUGGAAGAAUCUACUCUUAGGAGGGUCUGUUAUCUAAUCAGAUCUAUUUUCUCAAUGGUCUUUUCACUGCAGUACAGAUGCUUGCAGCACACAUCCCUCCUGGUGCCCCUCCUGGUGGCUUCCUAACGCUGAAGCCCUGUGUUAAAAUCACUGACUGUAUCCCUGGGGUUGUUCUGGGUCCUCUGCAUCAGGUCACCUCAUGGGUGAGGGAGCAUUCUUCCAUCCCAGGCAAGGAUUUGAAGCCCAGAGAGGUGCGGGGACUCGUCAAGCCAGAUCAUUGUGGAGCUGGGACCAUUCAGAUACCUGGUUUGGGCUGCCUCCUCCUAAGCUGUUCCCCACAGCUCUGCUGCUCUGAGCAUCAGCCCCCGCCUCUGUGAGAAGAGCGGACAGUUUGUGAAUUCCAUCAUCUUUCAGUACCGGGCCAGUUCAAGGAGACCAGACAUGACUAGUUGUUGGCACGCCUCUCUUAUUUGGCAUGAGCCCAGGAUGUCCUGGUAUGAAGGUACUGUGACCUCUAUCCAUUCCUUUGUCACCUGGACCUUGGUGUCCACUGGGGAAUCCUGGAGUGUCCUUUCUUGGUGCCAGAAUCCUUGAUGAUGAGGUCCUUCCCAGACUCUGCCAGUUUCGUGUCAUUUUGUGUCAGAAAAAAGGGGGUUAUGGGACCUGGACACUUUACCCUUUGCUGAGCGAGGCCAAGGGCAGCCAGCUGAGCUUCCAAGACCCCAUCACUCUCUCCUGUCCUUGUGUGAGGAGCAGUGUCCCCUUGCUCCAGAGAGAGUGACAGUGGCCUUAACUCCUUUGAAGUGUUUUUCCAUCUGAGCAGAUGUCAUGGACCUCAGAGCAUGAAGAAGUCAUCUCUAUUGGAUCAGAAAAUACCUUAGCUUUGCUUAGCCAUAACUGUGCACUGAAGUUGCAGCUGUUACUUGAACCAUUGUGACCAAGAAAGGCCGACCAUUCCUUGGGACAGUGAGAGUGGAAAGUCAUGGUUUGCCAACAAAGACAUUUAAAGCCUUGCUGCUCUUGACAUUCUGGAGUGGAUGGAGUGCAUCUGGAAAAGACUGGACACAGAUGGUACAGGGGAACGAUGGCUGUAGACCCUGGAGAAGCACAGCACGGGCUGGGGAGGGGGCUGCAGGGAAGCCCUGCUCCCCUGUUUAGCUGCCUGGGAGCUAGAAAGAGGGCCAAGAGUCCAGCUCUUGGUCCUUUCUGUUUGGACCAAUUCUUGGACCCUUUUGGUAGUAUGAAGAGUAGCAUCCAGGGAGAUUGUCCAUCUGCACCUGCAGUCCAUCAAUGGAUAAACCUGAGAAAGGCAGGAACUUUGAACCAGCAGUCCUGAUGGGGGCGUCUUUAGUUAGAAUUUGCAACUGAACAGUCUAGUACUUGCCCUUUGCUCUACCAGAACACUUGUUUUGGGGAGAAAUGUGAUGUUUCUCUUUCUCUCUGUUAGCCAAUAAAAUUCUACAGCUAAGCCCUGA
Molecule: messenger RNA, 2374 nt
Organism: Mus caroli (Ryukyu mouse)
Lineage: Eukaryota; Metazoa; Chordata; Mammalia; Rodentia; Muridae
Gene: Tk2
Product: thymidine kinase 2
Biological process (GO): nucleobase-containing compound metabolic process
Cellular component (GO): mitochondrion; cytoplasm
Molecular function (GO): ATP binding; deoxynucleoside kinase activity
Source: RefSeq, a predicted model, not a curated record